AUGGGCCUGGAAACGCAGAUCGUUUCCUUGACGGGUCAUGGUGUCGAGAAGAGUCUAAGCAUAAUCGAACCGGUUGUUCAAUUUUUGCCGACUGUGCCAUUUACAGAGAUCCAGGAGACAGUUUUCACGAUUCGAAACGCUUGCAAUUAUCCUGUGGAAUUCUUCUGGCAUCAUCUGGACAACUCCUUUCAGGCGGAAGAUAAAGUUAUAAAUGCGCUGCUGGAUUAUUACCAAGUCAAGGAAAUACUCUUGCCUCCCAGAAAGCCUGGCGAACCGUUCCCUCCGCAUUUAAUAAACUUUUACAACGAUCUCGUCGAUGGGACGUCUCUGGCUCAGUCGGAGGGAUUUGCAGUCGAAGACGAAAAUGAGGUUCAACUGGGAACGAAGGCGAAUUACGCGGAUAGUCUGAAAGAUACCCCAUACUUCCGGGAUAAAACGAGGGACCCCGUGGGAGAACUUUUCGAGGGUAUCGAACGGAAAUCCGACCCUUUGAAAGAUCUUCCGGAUCCUACGAAGCCGGAGAGAAAAGUCUGCAUUAUUUUCCACGGAGCUCCUUUCACCGAGUAUCAAGAAACAGCAUGCAGAAGCGCAAGAACCUUAAAUGUCCCUACGCUUUCUAUCGACAAAGCAAUCACAGAAGCGAUAGCUCUCGGUGAAAGUCCCUCUUCGAUUACAAUACGACAAAUCAUCGACGAUGCUUAUCAGAAUUACAUAGAAGCUUACGAGAGGCACAAGGAGCGUCUGGCUGCCCAGUCUGGUCGAAAAACCGACGAGAUCGAUUCCGACGCGACGAGGAGCGCGUUGAAAGGAAGAGGAAGUCGACGCGAGGGAACGAAAUCUUCCGUGAGUGAAAAAUCAACCAAGACAGAAGGUACCCCGAGGAAAGGGAAAACGAAAAAACUCGAAAAAACCGCUAAAACUGAUAGCCCAAGCGCGCAGAACGAAGUAACCUUCCUUCGACUUCGCGAAGAGCCAGAUCCUUUAAUUGAAUUCAAUAAAAUUCCUGCCACCGAGACAAUGGAGAUCUUGGAUCCUUUGAGCAGAUACGAGUACAAGGUUCAAGCCAUUUUGCAGCUGGAGAAGAUAAUUGGGCCUCGAACAAUCGCCAACGAAUCACCGAGAAAUAAAAUUAGUGUAAAGACUACUGACAAAAGUGCCAGGAGAAGAAAAGGUACCUCGUUUCUUGGAAUGGAGUCAGAUUUGCUUGCCGAGGCCCUUUCAAAACGAUUAUCCGCGGCAGAUUUUAAACGAGGAUUUGUCCUGCAGAGCUUAGGAAGCAAUUUCUUGCGCGGCAACGUCGUCGAAAACUUGAUUUUCCUGCUGAGAAUAGUUGGUCACGCGGAGUACUUCCUGUUCGUUACUUUUCUUAACUCGAUGGCUAAUUACGAUCGCAAAGUCGACGAACUUCGCCAGGAAUACGGUAACAUACAGAGAAGGUAUUGUCGACGACACACACAAAGUGAGAUUCCAUCUUUGCAACAGAGAGAACGACCGAUCAUACCGAGAGGAUUCGAGACAUCGACGACAUGUCGUUGUCCGAAUACGAUCUGCUCAACGACGAGGAUAAGAAGAUGUAUCUGGAGGCAAUUCUGCCGGCUAAAAAGGAGAGGGCAUCGCUCAGACGGACUCAAUUUGCUCAACGGAUGA
Messenger RNA from Colletes gigas, 1647 nucleotides. RefSeq names its product hydrocephalus-inducing protein homolog. Gene Ontology annotation, cellular component: axoneme. The transcript has 7 exons. Bases 1 to 1647 code for a protein of 548 amino acids. The record is from RefSeq and is a predicted model, not a curated record. Gene Ontology annotation, biological process: axonemal central apparatus assembly; cilium movement. Lineage: Eukaryota; Metazoa; Arthropoda; Insecta; Hymenoptera; Colletidae.